Messenger RNA from Cinara cedri, 1222 nucleotides. The record is from the annotation of a GenBank genome assembly. Lineage: Eukaryota; Metazoa; Arthropoda; Insecta; Hemiptera; Aphididae.
AUGACGAACCGGGUUCUAAAACGGAAACCCGAAUCGCAGACGAUCACGGGCUUUGUAAGUUAAACGAAUAUUACUGUCGGGAGGAUAGAAUAUUUUACGCGUACGGGUAAUAAUAGCCGUACUCGAAUUAUAAAGAUAUGACAAGUGCAGGGCUACGAGGCUUCAACAAAAAUGAACGUCCCUUAUAUCGAUUGAACUCGAUCUGACCCGCGGAUAAUUAGUAUAGAGGCACACGGUACGAUUUCUGAUUAAAUCGUCUGCAGCGUAAACGGUUCCCGUGCAUCCCCUCUCCUUCAAUUCGAACACUGCAAGUAAGUAUUAUUAUAGGCAAUCAAUGGUCGGAAAUCACUACUUUACAUUUAGUACGUUACCACUGUCGCUACGUUUCUAACAAAUAAAAAUGUUCUCAACAACCGUCGCUAAUCGGGUUUAUAAGUGUAAGGGGCUACGAAAUUCGCUUUUUUAUUUUAAUUGCACUCUGUGAGCUACAUCAUUUUACUUUACUAUAGACUAAAAUACAAAAAAAACCUCGAAACGAUUCAAUUUUUCUUUAAACUCGAAAUUUUAUUUGCGAAAUUUACACUGUUUUCAUAUGAACUUUCAUGUAAAAACACUUGUUACCGCGCUAUACAGUACGCUACUUACCAAAAUUAAAUCGUACGCUACCAGUAUCGCUCACAGCAGGAUUUAGUACAAAGCGCAAAAUCCAAUAAGCUCUUAAAUAUUAAAGGUCCCGGAGAUCCUAGUUCUCAGAUUGAAUAUUCGUAAUAACAUUUUAUUGUUUAUUGAAAAUGUGCAAAUCCUAAUUUGAUUUUUACAAUAUCUUUUAUAUUUAUUUGGCUCGAAUGCUCGGUAUAAAUAUUUGUACAAUAUUUGCAUCUUUAACUUUGUGUCUGAGGCCUAUUAGUUUCAAAAGGAAAAUACUGAAAAAAGACGAGAGUAUUUUAUCUAUAAAAUAUCAUAUUUUAAUUUUUACAUUUGAAUAGUAACACUACUGUUAUACUAUAGGACAUUUUGUCACGAAUAUCUCGGAUAGGAAAAUUACGUGGGAAAACGUCCAAGAGGAAGACCCGGACAAUUGUACUUCAACAUCAGAAACACCGAAUGUGCUUCACUUCGUACUUGCAACACCCGGAGGAUUCGGCGCACGGUAGAGAAGUUUGGUUGCAUUGAUAAGACCUUGCAUUUGAAAACCGAUGACGAUGAAGAUGAAAUAGCGUAA